Danio aesculapii is the source of this 4509-nucleotide messenger RNA. RefSeq names its product neurexin-3b-beta. Bases 317 to 4342 code for a protein of 1341 amino acids. The transcript has 19 exons. The record is from RefSeq and is a predicted model, not a curated record. Lineage: Eukaryota; Metazoa; Chordata; Actinopteri; Cypriniformes; Danionidae.
GGAGAAUGUGGCUACUUUCCGGGGCUCUGAAUACUUUUGCUAUGACUUGUCUCAGAAUCCUAUCCAGAGCAGUAGUGAUGAGAUCACUUUGUCUUUCAAAACCUGGCAACGCAAUGGUCUGAUCCUCCACACGGGAAAAUCGGCUGACUAUGUUAACCUGGCAUUGAAGGAUGGUGCCGUUUCAUUGGUCAUCAACCUGGGCUCAGGAGCCUUUGAGGCAAUAGUUGAGCCUGUCAAUGGAAAGUUCAAUGACAACGCCUGGCAUGACAUCAAAGUGACACGCAACCUAAGACAGCACUCAGGCAUUGGACACGCUAUGGUUACGAUAUCAGUGGAUGGUAUACUGACCACCACAGGAUACACUCAGGAGGAUUACACUAUGCUGGGCUCAGAUGAUUUCUUCUAUGUCGGGGGAAGCCCAAGCACUGCCGAUCUGCCUGGAUCUCCCGUCAGCAAUAAUUUCAUGGGAUGCUUGAAAGAGGUGGUUUACAAAAACAAUGACAUACGGCUGGAACUCUCUCGUCUGGCCCGCAUCGCAGAUCCCAAAAUGAAGCUACAUGGAGAUAUUGUGUUUAAAUGUGAGAAUGUUCCCACCCUCGACCCCAUCUCUUUUGAAACGGCUGAAUCCUUCCUUGGCCUGCCGAAGUGGAACACCAAGCGUGUGGGCUCAAUUUCCUUUGAUUUUCGGACCUCAGAGCCCAACGGACUCAUCCUCUUCACGCAAGGUAAACCACAGGACAAAAAGGAUUCUCGUAGCCAGAAGAGCAACAAAGUAGACUUCUUUGCCGUGGAACUUUUAGAUGGACAUCUUUAUCUUUUACUGGACAUGGGAUCAGGAACAAUUAAAGUCAAAGCUACGCAGAAUAAGGUCAAUGAUGGAGCCUGGCACCAUGUGGACAUCCAGAGAGAUGGAAGAUCAGGAAUCAUCUCUGUGAACAGCCGUCGGACUCCGUUCACUGCUAGUGGAGAGAAUGAGAUUCUAGACCUGGAGGGUAACCUAUAUCUCGGAGGUCUACCAGAUAACCGCGCUGACCUGGUCCUACCCACCGAACUGUGGACCGCUAUGCUGAACUAUGGCUAUGUGGGGUGCAUUCGUGAUCUCUUCAUAGAUGGCCGCAGUAAAGAUAUUCGCCAGAUUGCUGAGGCCCAGAAUGUAGGGGGAAUCAAGUCAUCCUGCAGUAAAGUUACAGCCAAACAGUGUGACAGCAAUGCCUGCAAAAACAAUGGCAUCUGCAAAGAAGGCUGGAAUCGCUUCAUCUGCGACUGCACUGGGACUGGGUACUGGGAUCGAACCUGUGAGAGAGAGGCAUCUAUCCUAAGCUAUGAUGGUAGCAUGUACAUGAAGGUGGUGAUGCCAUCGAUCAUACAUACAGAAGCAGAGGAUGUAUCUCUGAGGUUUAUGUCUCAACGUGCUUUUGGCUUGUUGAUGGCUGCCACAUCACGUGAGUCUGCAGACACACUACGACUAGAGCUGGACAGUGGCCGUGUCAAACUGAUCGUCAAUUUAGACUGUGGCAGGAUAAACUGUAACAACAGUAAAGGACCAGAGACACUGUAUGCUGGCCAGAAAAUGAAUGACAAUGACUGGCACUCUGUCAGAGUUACGCGGCGUGGUAAAAACAUCAAACUUAUGGUGGAUGAUGAUGUAGCUGAAGGUCAGAUGAAUGGUGAUCACACUCGGUUAGAGUUUAGUAAUGUUGAGACUGGAAUCCUGACAGAACGGCGAUUUGCCUCCACGGCUCCGUCUAACUUCAUUGGUCACCUACAAGGCCUGAAGUUUAAUGGCCUCCUCUACAUCGACAUGUGCAAGAACGGAGACAUUGAAUUCUGCGAGCUUAAUGCUCGUUUUGGAAUGCGCUCCAUCGUGGCUGACCCUGUUACCUUCAAGACUAAAGGAAGCUAUCUGGGACUUGCUACACUCCAGGCAUAUAGCACAAUGCACCUCUUCUUUCAAUUCAAAACCACCUCUGGUGACGGAUUCAUUCUCUUUAACAGUGGAGAUGGGAAUGAUUUUAUUGCCGUGGAGCUUGUCAAAGGGUACAUCCACUAUGUGUUUGAUUUGGGAAACGGGCCGAGUCUUCUGAAAGGAAACAGCGACAGUCCUCUUAACGACAACCAGUGGCACAAUGUUGUGAUUACUCGAGACGCAAGCAACACCCACACACUAAAGGUGGAUGCUAAGUCUGUCAGCCAAGUUGUCAACGGAGCAAAAAAUCUGGACCUGAAAGGUGAUCUAUUUGUGGCUGGCUUGGGGCCCAACAUGUACCAGAACCUGCCUAAGCUGGUGGUGUCUCGUGAAGGAUUUCAAGGCUGCUUAGCUUCCAUGGAUCUAAAUGGCCGUCUGCCUGACCUCAUCAACGAUGCUCUGUUCCGCAGUGGGCAGAUUGAACGUGGCUGUGAAGUUGGUUUCACCAAAGCUGACCUUCAAGGGCCAAGCACUACAUGCCAGGAGGAUUCCUGUGCCAACAUGGGCGUUUGCAUCCAGCAGUGGGAGAACUUCACCUGCGACUGCUCCAUGACCUCUUACUCUGGCACCCAGUGCAAUGACCCUGGAGCAACUUACAUCUUUGGAAAGGGUGGAGGACUUAUCAUGUACACAUGGCCCAACAAUGAGAGGCCCAGCACUCGAACUGAUAGACUGGCAGUGGGCUUCAGCACCACCAUCAAAGAUGGAAUUCUUGUCCGCAUUGACAGCGCUCCCAGACUAGGAGACUACAUCAUGCUUCAUAUCGAAGAAGGAAGGGUGUGUGUUACAUUUAACAUCGGUACAGUGGACAUCAGCGUCAAAGAGAUGACUACAGAAGUCAAUGAUGGAAAGUAUCACGUUGUGCGCUUCACAAGGAAUGGUGGAAAUGCCACUUUACAGGUGGACAACUGGCCAAUCAACGAGCACUUUCCAUCAGGCAACAGCGACAUUGAGCGUUUUCAAAUGGCUAAUAAGAAAAUCCCGUUCAAAUAUACCCGGCCGGUCGAAGAUUGGCUACAUGAGAAAGGUCGUCAGCUGACAAUUUUUAACACCCAAGCCACCAUCUCAAUAGGCGGUAAUGACCGCAAGAGGCCAUACCAAGGCCAGCUGUCUGGUCUCUAUUACAAUGGCCUCAAGGUUCUCAACAUGGCUGCUGAAGGCCAUGCCAACAUCAAAAUAAAUGGCAGCGUGAGACUGGUUGGAGAUGUACCUACCAGCAGAAGCCCUUCACGCACAACCACAUCCAUGCCCCCAGAGAUGUCUACCACCUUCAUUGAGACCACCACCACUCUGUCAACCACCACUACUCGCAAGCAACGCUCACCACCCACAAUUCAGCAGACAACGGAUGACAUUGUAUCUUCUGCAGAAUGUUCCAGCGAUGACGAGGAUCUGGAAGAAUGUGACGGGGGACACACAGGAGGGGAGUUAGUCAUCCCCGUUCUAGUCGAGGAUCCUAUAGACAUCCCUCCUAUUUCCACUCGGGUCCCUUUCAUCCCCCUUCCCCCGACCCUUCACCCUGUCCUCACCAUUAUUGAAACCACCAAAGAGUCCCUGUCAAUUGCCACCGAGGCGGGGGUACCUUGCUUUUCGGACCAAGGCAGAGAUGAUUGUGAUGAUGAUGGUGAUGAUGAUGAUGGUGAUGGCUUGGUGAUUUCGGGGUUUGGCUCUGGGGAGGUCUUCGACUCUAGCCUCCCCCCUACUGACGAUGAAGAUUUUUACACCACCUUCUCCCUGGUAACAGAUAAGAUCUUGACAACAUCGACCUAUGAAGGUGGCUACAAAGCUCUUGCACCCAAGUGGGAAGUAAAGGACUUUAAACCAAACAAGGGUUCUGAGGUGGGCAGGAUUACGGCCAUCCCGCCACUGCCUGACCUCAGGAGCUCAGCAGCAUCACCUGUCAGGCCUGAGACUGCUCCCAAAAUCCCAGCUGGGAAAAUGAAUAACCGCGAGAUCAAACCCCAACCGGAUAUAGUGCUGCUACCACUCCCCACGUCUUUCGACAUAGACGGCACCAAACCGAGGGGGCCAUACAUCACACAGCCCAUGUUGCGGACCAUCCCCAGUGCCCUGCCCACUGUGCCAGGAAUCAGGAGAGUGCCCCCUGGUGCCUCUGAGGUAAUACGAGAGUCCAGCAGCACUACGGGCAUGGUGGUGGGUAUUGUUUCUGCUGCUGCUCUUUGCAUUCUCAUCCUUCUCUAUGCCAUGUACAAAUACAGGAACAGGGACGAGGGCUCCUAUCAGGUAGAUGAAACCCGGAACUACAUCAGUAAUUCGGCACAGAAUAACGGCACAGUAGUAAAAGACAAACAGCCCAGCACUAAAGGUGCCAGUAACAAGAGACCCAAAGACAAGGACAAGGAAUACUAUGUAUAAAAGAACAGUCCAAUGACAAAACACUGAGACAGAGCAACAUCUGACAAAUCAUGAACAGGGGAAAUUGAUUUUACACAGAAAGUACUUUAAGAACUCAUACACACUGAGUCAAAACGAUUCGCAAGUUUUGUGAAUUGAAGCACACUUAAGCGUAUGGUAAGCAUAGG